AUUACAACCUUGACACAAACAUUUAAAAGUAGAUUUUCGUGACAAGCAGCAUUAUAUUUCUUAUGUGAAAUGUUUUUACCGGUCCUGUGCACCUUGUUGCUGUGGGGAGCGGCGUCCUCUGACACAACCGUCACAAUCUACAACGAAUGGCUCUCCCAGGGUGGACGUAUGCAUUAUGAAGUUGAACGAUGGAACAAAGUUAAUGGGUUCACCCAGUUGAACCUUAUUCCAAAUAUGAAAUCCAUCCGAGCAGCUGCCGGGCGCUGGGUGAACAGAGACAUAAAGCUGUUUCCAAAUUGGCCCCAAAGCCACAGUCACCAUGGUUACCCAGACCCUAAAUAUCUCCAGGACCACACACUCCAGUCAAAGACGUGGUCGUGGUAUGAACAACAGCUCAGUAACUAUGGAAACAACAUCGCCAACAUUGUCUGGAACAUUGAAGGUAGGCACUGGCCCGCCUGGAUAGAUAAGUCUCAUCAUAAAGGCGGAUUCCCAAACAACGUUGACGCUGCAGCUGAGUUUGUGUCGCUGAUGGUUCAGAGUGCGAAGGACUACACUGGAGGACGCCUUCCUCACAUAUUCGAAGUCAUCAAUGAACCUGACUGGUACGAAGAUACUAUUGACCCACAAACGAAUAUAAACUUCCAUAGGGCCGUCGCGGACAAACUGAAAUCAAGAUUUGGAAUCAAAGUUGCCGGACCAUCCUACACCAGCAUGGCCUUACGACAAUCAGAUGAAAAUAACUUCAGCUCCUGGAAGAGAACUGCAAAGUUUCUGGACAUGUCUCUCGAUCACUUGGACUUUUUCUCUUUCCAUUGCUACAACUACCUGCAUAUAUCAGGUGGAAGCCACACCAACUUCGGAAUCAACGAAGCUCGUCUGGUUGCUUCUCUUGACAUGGUGGAGAAUUACUCUCAUAUCAAGAAAGGAAAGAACGUUCAGCUAGUUAACACUGAAUUUGGAUUAGGCGUGUCAGGAGUUGCCGCCGGUUUUGAAAAUGGACUAAUAGACUUUCAGACCAUUUACCAAUCAAAUGGCUUCAUGUUUACUUUCCUUAACCUGAGAGAGUUUAUCGACCGAGUUACAGUAUUUCUCUUUUCGAAUGAACAAUAUCCAGGUCAUCCUUCCCUUCGGAAUUCCUUAUUUACAAUGCAAGGACAGCCUCGUGAGAAUACAAAAUUCUUCACGUUUUGGAAAAACUUUAUAUAUGACCACAGGUUUCUCCGUGUCUCCAGUCAAUACAAUGGACAGGAGAAAAUAGUUGCAGCGCUCGCCCUUGCAAAUCCUCACACCAAAGAGAUGAUGGUUCUACUCCACAACUAUGGGAGUAAAUUUGAGAAUGUUCAACUGGAUUUUCCCAACAACUGGCUUAACCCUUCCACGGGUGAAGAAACAUGUGUUCUGCUCGACAAUGGUAAUCCAGCUAUUCAUCCCAAUUACAGUUUCGACAGGUCUAAGCUUCACGGCACCGUCGGACUGCCAGGAUCAUCAACCUGCUUCUACAAGUUCAAAACCAACUACAACUUUAACGGAAUACACACGGAUAACGAGAACACAUACUAUGGCAAGAACAUGAUCAUCCCUAUCAGCAACGGACAUGCGCAGACAACCAUCCAUCUACCCAGCUCCGGAUACCAUUCAUCCCAUCUUAGAAUAGGAAUUAGCCGAGACAAGAAUGCUAAUGCAAAACCCAAGGCAGUUGUGUUCAAUGGCCACACGUUGUCUUCAAGCUACAUGCUGUUUGAUGCUAUGAAGGUUAAGGCGAAAACAAAAUGGAACGUGUGGGUUUUCAUGGUUCCGGCAUCACAGGUCCACACAUCAAAUACAGUGACCAUGACCUUUGAUGGGAAUGGUGGUCACGUCACUUCUGUCGCACUUGUUGCUGGCAAACUUCAAUAAAGUUAUUGUAAUUA
Messenger RNA from Haliotis rubra (blacklip abalone), 1913 nucleotides. RefSeq lists its product as uncharacterized. Lineage: Eukaryota; Metazoa; Mollusca; Gastropoda; Lepetellida; Haliotidae. The transcript has 3 exons. Bases 70 to 1899 code for a protein of 609 amino acids. The record is from RefSeq and is a predicted model, not a curated record.